CCCAACUCAAAAGUCAAAACUGUUACCACCUGUCACAAUUUUCAAUCUGUCAAAGUCAACUGUCAAAAUUGUUGAGUCGUGAAUGUCGGAUAAUCUUCACUUUUUAGGAGUGUUUCUUGUUUAUUUGUAAAAAACGAUAAUAUGCGUAUCUCUAAACAAGAUGAUAUAUUAAAUUCUGUCCAAUAAUGUGUGUUGUGAAGUGUAACAAAUAUGAAAAAGACUACACUUAGAAUAUGAGUUAAAAUUGGUUGAAGAUUCCUUUGUAUUUAGUUUGUAGUUACACAACAGUACAGACAUGGCAAGGGAGCAGGUAACCAGAAAAUGGGAAAUAUUUCAAGGUAGAAAUAGGUUUUACUGCAAUGGAAGGCUAAUGACAGCACCGCAUUCUGGGGUAUUUUUGUUGACACUUUUUUUAAUUACUGUAACGAGUGUGUUAUUUUUUGUAUUUGACUGUAAAUAUUUAGCAGAAAAUGUGACAAUAGCCAUUCCGAUCAUCGGAGCUUUGCUGUUCUUAUUUACAGUGUCUUCCCUUUUGCGUACAAGCUUGUCUGACCCAGGUAUUAUACCUAGGGCGUCGUCAGAAGAGGCAGCCUACGUUGAAAAGCAAAUAGAAGUAACAAACUCUGCCAACAGUCCUACAUAUAGACCGCCACCCAGGACGAAAGAAGUUUUGGUUAAAGGUCAAACCAUUAAACUUAAGUAUUGCUUCACUUGUAAAAUAUUUAGGCCGCCUAGAGCUUCGCAUUGUAGUUUAUGUGAUAAUUGUGUAGAUAGGUUUGAUCAUCACUGUCCAUGGGUGGGGAACUGUGUUGGUAGAAGAAAUUAUAGGUUUUUUUACAUGUUUAUAGUAUCACUGGCGUUUUUAGCAGUAUUUAUAUUUGCCUGUGCAGUUGCGCAUCUUAUUUUAAUGACGAAGGAAGAUCGAGAAUUCCUAGAUGCCGUGAAGGAAUCCCCUCCCAGCGUGCUAGUUGCAGUCAUUUGUUUUUUUAGUGUUUGGAGUAUUUUGGGCUUGGCCGGAUUCCAUACGUACCUUACGGCUAGCAACCAAACCACUAAUGAAGAUAUAAAAGGAUCUUUUACAAGCAAAAGAGGCCAAGAAAACGUCAACCCUUAUUCGGAGGGCAACGUCUGCUUAAAUUGUUUUCACAUUCUCUGUGGACCGGUUACUCCUUCGUUAAUCGACAGAAGAGGUGUUGUCACAGAAAGCUACCAAUACGAAAACAGUAGACCUGUUACCAAUGCACCAACUUUGCCUUUGAAGAAAUAUGGAUUGCCCUUGCAGAAUGGUCCCCAACAAGUGACACCUGACGCAGCGGAAAUGCCAGGCAUCUACCGCCAAACCACCGAGAACACGGAAAGCAACACGGGUAGCGUAACCCACUUAGUGUCUAGCGAACAGCCCCUAGCCGUCGUUCCCGCCGCAGUGCAUCUACAGAGAACCCACGGGGACUUGCAACAGUACCAGUCGCAGACCAGUCUGAACCACUCCCCGGUCUACAACAACAUCACCCCAACGCACGCCGCUCCCGCGCAACUCAGCAAAUCACAAAGCUGUAUCGACAAUAUAAAUUCCACGUCUUCAUCGAAAGAAAACGGCGCGAAAGACAUUACAUUGAACAUGGAAGACCUCCAUUUGGAUCCUGUGAUAUUGAGGGAGAACCACGUACUGGUCAACAUCAACGACAAAGGACGGCUCGCCGAUUUGAGGCUAGACAACGAUAUGACAGUGCAAGACAAGGAGAACAGUUUGUUGAGUGUUAGUAGGUUGCGACUGUUGCAAGACACGACGAUGAUCGAGAGUGCUUUAGACUUGGAUUCGUUAGAUGGGUCUAGUUUAGGUACGAAUAGUCAGGCGGGAUUGAUGAAAGUAGACGUGUAGUUCAUUCGAGAACUUUUAGAAGAGAAUGUUUGUCAUUUGUUUGGCAACAGCCAACAUAUAGUAGUAUUGAAUACAGAAGAACGUAAAAUAACUCAUGAUAGUGCAAUAAAAUGGGAUUUCUUUGUU
Diabrotica virgifera virgifera (western corn rootworm) is the source of this 2005-nucleotide messenger RNA. RefSeq names its product palmitoyltransferase app. Gene Ontology annotation, cellular component: Golgi apparatus; endoplasmic reticulum. Gene Ontology annotation, molecular function: protein-cysteine S-palmitoyltransferase activity. The record is from RefSeq and is a predicted model, not a curated record. NCBI's taxonomy places the organism in Eukaryota, Metazoa, Arthropoda, Insecta, Coleoptera, Chrysomelidae. The transcript has 10 exons. Gene Ontology annotation, biological process: peptidyl-L-cysteine S-palmitoylation; protein targeting to membrane. Bases 296 to 1879 code for a protein of 527 amino acids.